AUGGCGUCCUCGGCACCUAGACCUGGCUACCCCGGCCAUCCUCAGGGGCCGCCCGACGCUCUAGCCGCGGGUAUUGAGAACCUGUACGUGACUCGCCCUAACGCGCCGGUUACUCGUCCUCCGCCCUUUGCCGGCGCCGGAUCCUCCCCAACGCCCAUCGCUCGCACGGACGCACCUACGUACGCUCCUCCUCUUUGGGGCGUGUCGCCUCCGCCGUUUGUGACGGGGAAUAUUGGGCCUGGUCGACCGAUGGGGUUCGCUCAGCCGCCUCCUCCGGCCGCGUCUAGGCCGGGCCCGUUCUCCGCUUCGCCGCCCUCAAGCGGUCCGACGGCUAUAAGUAACGGACCAGCAGCGUUUGUGCCUCCUGGAUCUCGAUUUCCUCCUACCGUGCAGGGUCUGCCUGGUUUGGCGCGUGGGCCUCCGCCGCCACCCGGCGUACGUCCGAUGGCUGAUAGUCAGAACGUUCCCGGCAUCCUGCCGCAGGUUUAA
Messenger RNA from Nymphaea colorata (pocket water lily), 489 nucleotides. RefSeq lists its product as uncharacterized. NCBI's taxonomy places the organism in Eukaryota, Viridiplantae, Streptophyta, Magnoliopsida, Nymphaeales, Nymphaeaceae. Bases 1 to 489 code for a protein of 162 amino acids. The record is from RefSeq and is a predicted model, not a curated record. The transcript has a single exon.